UAUUGUUUUUCCCAAAAUUGGUUUUAAUUUUCUAUUCCAUUUUUUUUUUCGAAUUGAAAUAGAAAAUAUGUCUCAAAUGAGUAUGGCUUCACUUAUCGAGCCUUACAGAAAGGGCACUCCCUUUAGUGAUUGGAUAGAUCGAUUGGAAUAUUGUUUCGUGGCCAAUAAAGUGGAAGAUAAUCUAAAGAAGGCCCAUUUUAUUACAUUGGGCGGCCCGAUUGUAUAUUCCGAGUUAAAGCUUCAGUACCCUACUGGGAAUUUAAACGAGGUGUCGUAUGACGACAUGAUAAAAAAAUUAAAAACUCGACUUGACAAAAAGCCAUCUGGUUUAGUUCAACGUCUAAGAUUUUCUAAUAGAACUCAGCAUCCUGAUGAAUCCCUGGAGGAUUAUGUUCUCGCGGUCAAGCUCCAAGCGGAGUUUUGUUCCUUCGGGACAUUCAAGGACCAAGCUGUGAGGGAUAGGAUAAUUUCGGGAAUAGCGGAUACCGCAUUACAACAAAAAAAUUUGAAUGAAGACGAGGAUUUAAGUUGUGAGGCUACUGAAAAAAUUAUUAUAACGUGGCAGAUGGCCAAAUCAAAUGCGCAAUCCAUGGGUAUUGGGAGUAAAUCUGAACCGGUUGCAUCAAUAAAUCCUAUUAAUAACCAACCGGGAGUAGCUUUGAAAAAACUUUUGAACGCCCUUGAAAAUGCCCAAGCUAAUAACAGCGAAAAUACGCCGGGUCCCUCGAGAGGCCCAGUCAAGUCUAGACUAGGAUACAAUCCAUACAACCGAACGGAUACGUCUAAUCCCAUAUUCAAACCGGCUGUUUGGCCACGUGGGUCCGAACGACAGAAGGCAGAUUAUUCUAGAUUAACAUGCGAUUUUUGCGGAAUUAAGGGGCAUAUAAAAAAGAAGUGUUUCAGACUAAAGAACCUUAAGAGGGAUACAGUAAAAUUUGUUGAUAAUUACGGGAAACCUGGAGGCAGCAAGGACAAGUCACUGAACGAACUUUUCACCAGAAUGUCAACAGAGGCUGACAGCGACGAUGAACCAGAUGCAGGAGAAACGCAAUAUUUCAAUUGGAAGCGUGCCGGUAAUGGCACACCGUUCCCAGGUGAGAAUUAAGGACCACAGUCCUGGAAGAAGGAACCCACUGGUUUCUUGGUUGCCGAAGGGUGAGGAGAAUGAUAUUGAGGACACGAUGAGUGAGGAGGAAGCGUUCAGGGGUUUUCCUGAGCAGGAUUUGCCCGGGAGAGGCGUGAAAAGAAAAUUUGACUUAGUUCCGUCGAAAUUGUCGGAAUCUGAACCGAGGAGGUCAAAACGUUUGCGAAAGGCAAAAGUGGAUAAGAGUUUUAUCUAUAAGCUUUAAGAUGAAUUGCCAAAAUUAAGAACAAACUGUUCGUUUUGUUACUAGAUAGUAAGCUCUGAAAUUUGUAAGGUUUGAAACAGGAAAACCUGAUUUCGAAUACCUUUUGCAUUGUAUAAAGAUUAAUUGAUAAAUGUACAAAAAUUGUUAUUAUAAUUUUAAGUUGAAAUUUUUAAAAGGAAAAGUGCUGAUGUGUACGCCCUUAGCGUAACAUCUUUCCAAUAUCGUAACG
This is a messenger RNA of Topomyia yanbarensis, 1578 nucleotides long. RefSeq lists its product as uncharacterized. The record is from RefSeq and is a predicted model, not a curated record. NCBI's taxonomy places the organism in Eukaryota, Metazoa, Arthropoda, Insecta, Diptera, Culicidae. Bases 68 to 1105 code for a protein of 345 amino acids. The transcript has 2 exons.